UUUAUUAUAAUUUUUUUUUAAUGAAAAAGCAAUAUCCAACGGCACAAAAAUUCCAGAAUCACAAAUUUGAUGGACAAAAUCAUCCACUCAUAUUUUCCACCUCAUCCAAAUAACUAACCAUAAACAGCCCAACGAUCUCAAACUCAACUGAACUGCCUGCAACAAAAGAGGGGGGAAAAAAAGAAAAAAGAAAAAAGAAAAAAAGCAGCCACAGAAAUGCUGACUACCAAACUGUCAGCAGCUGCAGUCUCUUCAUCUUCUUCCACUAUCUUCCUGAAUUCCCACAGCAGAUUGAGAUUCAGCAAGAGAAUCCCUUUUCUCGCCAACCCGUCUCUCUUCAAUCCUCUCAGACCCAUUGUUGAAUGUAGCUCUUCUGCUAAGAAGAACUCCUCAAGAAAUAUGGAUUCUUCUGCUUCUUCGAGGAUUGUGAGCCCGCGUGCCGCUGCCGAGCAGCUCAAAGACCCCGAUCAGCUCAUCGACUCCGUCGAGACCUUCAUUUUCGACUGUGAUGGAGUCAUAUGGAAGGGAGACAAACUAAUAGAUGGCGUCCCAGAGACUCUUGACAUGCUUCGUUCAAAGGGAAAAAGGUUGGUUUUCGUCACCAACAACUCUACAAAGUCCAGGAAACAAUAUGGCAAAAAGUUUGAAACACUCGGUCUUAAUGUCACCGAGGAAGAAAUAUUUGCGUCAUCUUUUGCUGCUGCUGCUUACUUGAAGUCGAUUGAUUUCCCCAAAGAUAAAAAGGUUUAUGUUGUUGGCGAGGAAGGCAUUUUAAAGGAGCUGGACUUGGCAGGGUUUCAGUACCUUGGUGGACCGGAAGAUGGCGACAAGAAGAUUGAACUGAAACCGGGUUUUUUGAUGGAGCAUGACGAAAGUGUUGGAGCUGUGGUUGUCGGAUUUGACCGUUACUUCAACUAUUACAAAAUCCAGUAUGCCACUUUGUGCAUCCGCGAAAACCCUGGCUGUCUUUUCAUAGCAACCAACCGUGACGCUGUCACUCAUCUUACGGAUGCUCAAGAAUGGGCAGGUGGUGGCUCAAUGGUAGGUGCAGUAGGUGGAUCGACUCAACGCGAGCCGCUGGUUGUUGGGAAGCCGUCGACGUUCAUGAUGGACUACUUAGCGAAGGAAUUCAAGAUCUCGAAAUCCCAAAUAUGUAUGGUUGGAGACAGACUAGACACUGACAUCCUAUUCGGGCAGAACGGCGGCUGCAAGACUCUUCUUGUUCUAUCAGGCGUCACUUCUCUGUCGAUGCUUCACAACCCCGAUAACACCAUACACCCAGAUUUCUACACCAACAAGAUAUCAGAUUUCCUGUCUCUUAAGCCUGCUGCGGUAUGAAUUAGAGUGUAAAGAGCCAUUUGGAACAAACCUUGAUUACUUCUAAUUCUCUCCAUAAGUUAAGAGGAUGAUAUUGUUUUCGAUA
Salvia miltiorrhiza (redroot sage) is the source of this 1423-nucleotide messenger RNA. RefSeq names its product phosphoglycolate phosphatase 1A, chloroplastic-like. The transcript is spliced from 11 exons. NCBI's taxonomy places the organism in Eukaryota, Viridiplantae, Streptophyta, Magnoliopsida, Lamiales, Lamiaceae. Gene Ontology annotation, molecular function: phosphatase activity. The coding region runs from base 217 to 1338 and encodes 373 amino acids. The record is from RefSeq and is a predicted model, not a curated record.